AUGGCGUUUGAUGAAGAAGACGUUUUUGUAGUCUUUAGAGUCCAGCGUUCUAAAUCUGUUCGAAUGUGUACACUUAUGUCGUUUAAUGGAGUUAAACAUCGUUCAUGAUAGUUUGUGUUUGGAUACGUUACGUACGUGCUAGCUUAGCGCUAGUUAGCUUAGCUUGCUAGCUGCUAACAAAGAGACUCGGGGGUUAUUAUAAAGAUCAAAUGUGAGUGUAAAGUGUCGUGAUUGUGUGAAAAUGUGCGAAGGAAUGAUAGCAGAGUACGAGGAGGAACUUUCUUCAACAAAACAACAUCAACUACUGGACGCUGUUCUCAAGAAACAUCAACUUGUCUUACUCAGUACAGACAUCCAUCAGCUGAUUGGACAUCAAGAAACAUGUCUCCCUCCUCUGCUGGGGGCCAGCUUCACUUUGGAGUGCGACUAUCCACAGCCCCCCCAUGUAAAAGAAGAAGCGGACCCACAGCCCCCUAAUAUUAAAGAGGAAAGGGAGGAUACACAGCAUCCCCAAGGUAUGGAAGAAGAGGAGCAUCUACAGUCUCCCUACAUUCAAGAAGAAGGGGAGAGAGAGUCUCUUCUAGGGCAGGAGGAGGCUGAUCUCACCAAGUUUCCACUGACUCUUGUCUCUGUAAAGACCGAAGACCAUGAAGAGAAACCACCUGAGUCCUCACGGCUUCAUCACAGUCCAAAUGUCUGUGAAGAACAUCUCCCUGAGCAGCAGGAGUGGACCUCCAGGAUGAAGCAGGAGGAGCCACAGCCCCCCCACAUCAAAGAGGAAGAGGUGGAGCCUCAAGACCCGCACAUUAAAGAAGAAGAGGAGGAACAUAGUAUCAGUCAAGAGGAAAAGCAUAUUGAAGAACUGGAGAAAGUUGAUGUCCCCAAGAUGCCAUUGACUGGUGUCACUGUGAAGAGUGAAGACGAGUUCAAAGACAUCCAUCAGCUGAUUGGACAUCAAGAAACAUGUCUCCCUCCUCUGCAGGGGGGCAGCUUCACUUUGGAGUGCGACUAUCCACAGCCCCCCCAUGUAAAAGAAGAAGAGGAUCCACAGUCCCCUAAAAUUAAAGAGGAAAAGGAGAAUACACAGCAUCCCCAAGGUAUGGAAGAAGAGGAGCAUCUGCAGUCCCCCUACAUUCACGAAGAAGGGGAGAGAGAGUGUCUUCUAGGACAGGAGGAGGCUGAUCUCACCAAGUUUCCACUGACUGGUGUCUCUGUAAAGACUGAAGACCAUGAAGAGAAACCACCUGAGUCCUCACAGCUUCAUCACAGUCCAAAUCUCCCUGAGCAGCAGGAGUGGACCUCCAGGAUGAAACAGGAGGAGCCACAGCCCCCCCACAUCAAAGAGGAAGAGGUGGAGCCUCAAGACCCGCACGUUAAAGAAGAAGAGGAGGAACAUAGCAUCAGUCAAGAGGAAAAGCAUAUUGAAGAACUGGAGAAAGUUGAUGUCCCCAAGAUGCCAUUGACUGGUGUCACUGUGAAGAGUGAAGACGAGUUCAAAGACAUCCAUCAGCUGAUUGGACAUCAAGAAACAUGUCUCCCUCCUCUGCAGGGGGGCAGCUUCACUUUGGAGUGCGACUAUCCUCAGCCCCCCCAUGUAAAAGAAAAAGAGGACCCACAGCCCCCUAAUAUUAAAGAGGAAAGGGAGGAUACACAGCAUCCCCAAGGUAUGGAAGAAGAGGAGCAUCUACAGUCCCCCUACAUUCAAGAAGAAGUGGAGAGAGAGUGUCUUCUUGGGCAGGAGGAGGCUGAUCUCACCAAGUUUCCACUGACUCUUGUCUCUGUGAAGACCGAAGACCAUGAAGAGAAACCACCUGAGUCCUCACAGCUUCAUCACAGUCCAAAUCUCCCUGAGCAGCAGGAGUGGACCUCCAGGAUGACGCAGGAGGAGCCACAGCCCCCCCACGUCAAAGAGGAAGAGGUAGAGCCUCAAGACCCGCACGUUAAAGAAGAAGAGGAGGAACAUAGCAUCAGUCAAGAGGAAAAGCAUAUUGAAGAACUGGAGAAAGUUGAUGUCCCCAAGAUGCCAUUGACUGGUGUCACUGUGAAGAGUGAAGACGAGUUCAAAGGUGAUGAUAAAGAUUCUAAAGAUCUCCCUGAGCAGCACGAGUGGACCUCCAGGAUGAAACAGGAGGAGCCACAGCCCCCCCACAUCAAAGAGGAAGAGGUGGAGCCUCAAGACCCGCACGUUAAAGAAGAAGAGGAGGAACAUAGCAUCAGUCAAGAAGAAAAGCAUAUUGAAGAACUGGAGAAAGUUGAUGUCCCCAAGAUGCCAUUGACUGGUGUCACUGUGAAGAGUGAAGACGAGUUCAAAGACAUCCAUCAGCUGAUUGGACAUCAAGAAACAUGUCUCCCUCCUCUGCAGGGGGGCAGCUUCACUUUGGAGUGCGACUAUCCUCAGCCCCCCCAUGUAAAAGAAAAAGAGGACCCACAGCCCCCUAAUAUUAAAGAGGAAAGGCAGGAUACACAGCAUCCCCAAGGUAUGGAAGAAGAGGAGCAUCUACAGUCCCCCUACAUUCAAGAAGAAGGGGAGAGAGAGUAUCUUCUUGGGCAGGAGGAGGCUGAUCUCACCAAGUUUCCACUGACUGGUGUCUCUGUAAAGACCGAAGACCAUGAAGAGAAACCACCUGAGUCCUCACAGCUUCAUCACAGUCCAAAUCUCCCUGAGCAGCAGGAGUGGACCUCCAGGAUGAAACAGGAGGAGCCACAGCCCCCCCACAUCAAAGAGGAAGAGGUGGAGCCUCAAGACCCGCACGUUAAAGAAGAAGAGGAGGAACAUAGCAUCAGUCAAGAAGAAAAGCAUAUUGAAGAACUGGAGAAAGUUGAUGUCCCCAAGAUGCCAUUGACUGGUGUCACUGUGAAGAGUGAAGACGAGUUCAAAGACAUCCAUCAGCUGAUUGGACAUCAAGAAACAUGUCUCCCUCCUCUGCAGGGGGGCAGCUUCACUUUGGAGUGCGACUAUCCACAGCCCCCCCAUGUAAAAGAAGAAGAGGAUCCACAGCCCCCUAAUAUUAAAGAGGAAAAGGAGGAUACACAGCAUCCCCAAGGUAUGGAAGAAGAGGAGCAUCUACAGUCCCCCUACAUUCAAGAAGAAGGGGAGCGAGAGUGUCUUCUUGGGCAGGAGGAGGCUGAUCUCACCAAGUUUCCACUGACUGGUGUCUCUGUAAAGACCGAAGACCAUGAAGAGAAACCACCUGAGUCCUCACGGCUUCAUCACAGUCCAAAUCUCCUUGAGCAGCAGGAGUGGACCUCCAGGAUGAAACAGGAGGAGCCACAGCCCCCCCACAUCAAAGAGGAAGAGGUGGAGCCUCAAGACCCGCACGUUAAAGAAGAAGAGGAGGAACAUAGCAUCAGUCAAGAGGAAAAGCAUAUUGAAGAACUGGAGAAAAAAGUUGAUGUCCCCAAGAUGCCAUUGACUGGUGUCACUGUGAAGAGUGAAGACGAGUUCAAAGGUGAUGAUAAAGAUUCUAAAGGUGAUAUUAAGACAUGUGACACUGACCACACACACUUUCAAUGCUCUCACUGUGACAAAACUUUUAAUCACCGAAAGAAUAUGAAAAGACACAUGAAAAUACACAGUCCGGAAAAACAUAUUUCCUGUUCAAUCUGUUGUAAAAGUUUUACACAAAAUGCUUAUCUGAAAAGACACAUGAAAAUACACAGUGGGGAAAAAGAUUUUUCCUGUUCAAUCUGUAGUAAAGGUUUUACACAAAGAGAUUUGAAAAUACACAUGAGAACACACACUGGAGAAAAACACAUUUCCUGUUCAAUCUGUGGUAAAAGUUUUACACAUAAUACUUAUCUGAAAAGACACAUGAAAAUACACAGUGGGGAAAAAGAUUUUCCCUGUUCAAUCUGUAGUAAAGGUUUCACACAAAAAGUUCAUUUGAAAAGACACAUGAGCACACACAGCGAGGAAAAAGAUUUCCCCUGUUCAAUCUGUGGUAAAGGUUUUACAGCAAAAUGUGAAUUGAGAAGACACAUGAGAACACACACUGGAGAAAAACCGUUUUCCUGUUCAAACUGCAAAAAAAGCUUUUCGGAACGGUCAACGCUCGCACAACACAUGAGAAUACACACUGGAGAAAAACCAUUCACUUGCUCAGUUUGCGAUAAAAGAUUUUCUGACAAGCAAAAUUUGAAAAGACACACAAAUAGACACACUGCUGAAAAUCCUUUCGCCUGUUUAAAAUGCAACAGAAGCUUUUCUGAACAAGCCAACCUUGCACUGCACAUGAGAAUACACAACGGAGAAAAACCUUUGAAGUGCUCUUACUGUGACAAAACGUUUCAAUACGGUUGUCAUCUGAAGAAGCACACAAGAGUACACACAGGCGAAAAACGGUUUGUCUGUUCAAUUUGCCGUGAGUGUUUUCCAGAGAAUGUAGAUUUUCAAAGACACAUGAGAACACACACUGGAGAAAAACCUUUCGUUUGCUCCGUUUGCGGCAAAGGAUUCUGUUUGAAGCAAGGUUUGAAAACACACUCAAGAAUACACACUGGUGAUAAACCUUAUACCUGUUCAAGGUGCAACAAAAGCUUCACUUUUCGAGCAAACCUUCUGGUACACAUGAGAAUACACACUGGAGAUAAACCAUUCAUGUGCUCAAUUUGCAAUAAAAGAUACAUCCGAAAGGAAGACUUGGUAAUACACACAAGAAGGCAUACUGGUGAAAAACCCUUUAUCUGUUCAGUGUGUGGUAGAGGUUUUGCACAACAUGCCAAUUUGAAAAAACACAUGAGAAUACACUCUGGAAAAAAACCAUAUUCCUGUUCAAGGUGCAACAAAGGUUUUACUGAACGACAAUCGCUUGUAAGACACUUGAGAACACACACAGGAGAGAAAGAACCGGAGUAAGAAACAGUGUGCUGGUGAGAACAGCAAAUGAAGCUGCAGGAUUUGAAAUAAACUGUCAUAAUGCUGACAUUCUAAUGACAUCACCACUUAUAUCAUGUGUGACACAAUCAUGUCAAUAUGCUUCAACCAUUUCUAGAUUACAUUUUCUUUGUUUUGUAUUUUACUUCCAGUCAAGUACUUGUGUUAUUAUUAGUUCUUCCUACUCCUUUUUUGGACA
Molecule: messenger RNA, 5072 nt
Organism: Nerophis lumbriciformis (worm pipefish)
Lineage: Eukaryota; Metazoa; Chordata; Actinopteri; Syngnathiformes; Syngnathidae
Source: RefSeq, a predicted model, not a curated record